Molecule: messenger RNA, 2268 nt
Organism: Phyllostomus hastatus (greater spear-nosed bat)
Lineage: Eukaryota; Metazoa; Chordata; Mammalia; Chiroptera; Phyllostomidae
Gene: SMYD2
Product: SET and MYND domain containing 2
Exons: 13
Coding region: 478-1923 (481 amino acids)
Cellular component (GO): nucleus
Molecular function (GO): protein-lysine N-methyltransferase activity; histone methyltransferase activity; protein binding
Source: RefSeq, a predicted model, not a curated record
GGUCAUCCUCUCUCCCGGACUAGCCGAAGGUCCAGGGGUGGCCUUGGAUGCUUGUCCCCGUAGGCGACCGCACCCUGCCCACGAGGGGACGGCCUCCCGCUCUCCCCGCCGAGACGCCGCGGAGGCGCAGACGUCUCGCGCCCUCCUUCCAGGAGCCGCCAGGGCUGCAGCUCUUUGUCACGGCCACACCGGAAACCGAAACCGCCCCGAUCGAUCGUGGGGCGCUCGCCGAGGGUCCCACGCUCGGGGCGGGGCCGCGGGGCCCGUCCUCCUCCCCAGGGGAGCGCGUGAGGACCGGGCGGGGCCGCCGUCCCUUCCGGGGAGCGGUGGCCACCGCCGCGUCUGCUGGGCGGCUUCCCACCCCGCCCCCCGCAGCUCUGGGUGACGCCGCUCCAAUAACAGCUCGCGGGGAGCCGCAGCCCGAGCUCAGCCGGCGCCGGGCACCCCUCCUGACAGCCCGGCCGCCCCGCCGCCACCAUGAGGGCUGAGGGGGACGGCGGCCUGGAGCGCUUCUCCAGCCCGGGCAAGGGCCGGGGGCUGCGGGCCCUGCGGCCCUUCCAGGUGGGCGACCUGCUCUUCUCCUGCCCGGCCUACGCCUUCGUGCUCACGGUCAACGAGCGGGGCAACCACUGCGAGCACUGCUUCGCCAGGAAAGAAGGAUUGUCCAAAUGUGGAAGAUGCAAGCAGGCAUUUUACUGCGAUGUGGAGUGUCAGAAAGAAGAUUGGCCCAUGCACAAGCUGGAAUGCUCUCCCAUGGUUGUUUUUGGGGAGAACUGGAGUCCCUCAGAGACUGUGAGGCUCACGGCAAGGAUCCUGGCCAAACAGAAAAGCCACCCAGAGAGGACGCCUUCAGAGAAACUGUUGGCCGUGACGGAGUUCGAAUCCCAUCUGGAUAAACUAGACAACGAGAAGAAGGAUUUGAUUCAGAGUGACAUUUCUGCUCUCCAUCGCUUUUACUCCAAGCACCUCGAGUUCCCUGACAACCAGAGCCUGGUAACGCUCUUCGCACAGGUUAACUGCAAUGGCUUCACAAUUGAAGAUGAAGAACUUUCUCAUUUGGGAUCAGCAAUAUUUCCUGACGUCGCCUUGAUGAAUCACAGCUGUUGCCCCAAUGUCAUUGUGACCUACAAGGGGACCCUGGCAGAGGUCAGAGCCGUGCAGGCAAUCAGCCCGGGAGAAGAGAUUUUUACCAGCUACAUCGACCUCCUGUAUCCCACAGAAGAUAGGAAUGACCGGCUGAGAGAUUCUUAUUUCUUCACCUGCGAGUGCCAGGAGUGCACCACCAAGGACAAGGAUAAGGCCAAGGUGAAAAUCCGGAAGCUCAACGACCCCCCAAAGGCAGACGCGGUCCGUGACAUGGUCAGAUACGCCCGCAACGUCAUCGAGGAGUUCCGGAGGGCCAAGCACUACAAGUCCCCUAGCGAGCUGCUGGAGAUCUGCGAGCUCAGCCAGGAGAAGAUGAGCUCCGUGUUUGAGGACAGUAACGUGUACAUGCUGCACAUGAUGUACCAGGCCAUGGGCGUCUGCUUGUACAUGCAGGACUGGGAAGGAGCCCUGCGCUACGGACAGAAAAUCAUUAAGCCUUACAGCAAGCAUUACCCACCGUACUCCCUCAACGUGGCCUCCAUGUGGCUGAAGCUGGGAAGACUGUACAUGGGCCUGGAGAACAGAGUGGCCGGGGAGAAAGCCCUGCGGAAGGGGAAACCAGGACCCUGGGCAGCAUCUGCCCCACCUCACCCCGUGUUUGACAGCUGCCCGGUGCUGCCCGAGGACCUGGGGCCAGGCCCCAACCCUCACCGUACAGCAGCUGGAUUGUGCCAACAGACUCUCGUUGUCCUUCAGGCCAUGGCGAUCAUGGAAGUGGCCCACGGCAAAGAUCACCCGUACAUCUCUGAGAUCAAACAGGAAAUCGAGCGCUGCUGAGCCUGUGCCAAUGUGGCGGUUUUACGCGCGUGUGCAGAAGCCCUCCAGGAUUUGAAUAUUUCAAAUCCUGCACAUCACUCCGGCGUUUCUGCAAACUCACUGCAGGGAGAACACCAUCUGCACUCAAGCCUUACACAGCUCACUUGGCAUUGGUUUUAAUCUUUAACCUUAAGGUCACAUUCAUUUUUGAAUGCUUUUUUCCCUAAGAGGGAAUGGCAUGGUUUCAUGUAUUAUACUUCGGACAGGUUGAGUUUGAAAAAAUGUUACUAUUUUUCCCUUCAUGCUUAUUAUUAUAACGUUCUGAACAAACCUGAGUGAUGAAAGAGAAUAAAAAAGGUAACAGUG